UCCGGGAGUAGGGGGGGACACGGGUGACUCCGGGAGUAGGGGGGACACAGGUGACUCCGGGAGCGGGAGCAGGAGCGGGAGCCGGAGCCGGUCCGGGAGCCCGGGGAGGCGGCUGCUGCAGCUGGCCAUGCCGCUGGAGCUGUGGAGCGGCUGGAUGCCGGGGCUGGUGCCCUCUCUGACGCUGCUCCUGCCGGCCCUGGCCGUGCUCCUCGCCCUCCGCCUGUGCCUCGCUCCCCUGCAGCUCCUCCGAGCCCCGCACCAGGUCGGCUACAUCCCCGAGCCCGGCACCAGCAGGAACCAGGCGGCCGCUGAUGUCAGGAGGAGGCGGAAGAGGGGGGAGCUGCCCCCGGUCUAUCCGAACGGCUGGUACCGGCUUGUGGACUCCCAGGAGCUCCGCCAGGGCCAGGUGAAGAAUGUCACCAUCUUCGGGGAACAGGUUGCGGUGUAUCGUGGGCAGGAUGGACAGGCCUAUGUCGUGGAUGCCUAUUGCCCUCACCUGGGCGCUAACCUGGCUGUGGGAGGGCAAGUGAUUGGCAACUGCAUCGAGUGCCCAUUCCACGGCUGGCAGUUCCGUGGUGAGGAUGGCAAGUGCGUAAAGAUUCCGUAUGCAGAGAAAGUGCCAGACUUUGCGAAGAUUAAGACCUGGCCAUCCUGCGAGAUGAACUGUGCGGUGUUUGUGUGGUUUCACUGUGACGGUAUUGACCCGAGCUGGAGUGUCCCGGAACAGGAGGAGAUCCAGUCCGGAGAGUGGGUGUACCGUGGGAGGACUGAGCAUUACGUCAACUGUCACAUCCAGGAGAUCCCGGAGAAUGCCGCUGACAUUGCUCACCUGUCCCACCUGCACACCCCCAACAUGCUGAGUGGAUCUGAUCUACGCUACACCAGGGCCAGGCUCUGGGGCUUUGCACAACAUGACUGGAAGGUGGAAUGGCACCCAGAGGCUGAGCCGACAAAACACUGCUCGCGGAUGUUGGUCUACCAUUCGCUGCACAUCCUCGGGUGGCACUGCUCUCUCCUGGAUGUCCAUGUAGUUGCCAGGCAGGUGGGUCCUGGCAUUGUCUACAUGCUGUUCAAUCACUCGUCCCUGGGCCGCGGAGUCAUCCUGCAUUGUGUGACGCCGGUGGAGCCCCUGCUGCAGAGAGUGAGUCACCGUAUCUACUACCAGGCCAAUAUUCCCCCCAUCGUCCCCAAGUUCAUCCUGAAGGCUGAGUGUGUUCAGUUUGAGCGCGACGUGAUGGUCUGGAACAAUAAGAAGUAUGUCUCGAAACCGCUGCUAGUGAAGGAGGACUCUGCCAUCGCUCGGCACCGCCGCUGGUAUGCCCAGUUCUACAGUCUGAAGAGCCCCCGCUUAACCAUACGGCACGAUGUUCUUGAGUGGUAACUGCUGCUCAGGGACUCCGUAAGUCCCGAGCUCCAACACCCUGCAGCGAAUCUGUCCCUGAGAGAGAGGGAGGAGAGGACUUGGGAAUGGACUUGCUGCAGUCUCCAAGAGGGCAAGCAAUGGAUUCGGAAUUCCCUCUUUUCAACUCAUUGCUUCAAAUGUUUGAGACAAUUUCCAAACUGUAAAAAUCAUCCAAAGACUUGACUUCUCAUUGGCUAUCAAGGAGAGAGAGUUUUAUGCGUGUUUUCACAAGAGAUUUUAUACAAUUAUAACUUUUAUUUUUUUUUGAUGAUCAGUUAAUGGUUGGAGUCUCAGGUGUGUGACGCAGGGUGAGC
Molecule: messenger RNA, 1716 nt
Organism: Hemiscyllium ocellatum (epaulette shark)
Lineage: Eukaryota; Metazoa; Chordata; Chondrichthyes; Orectolobiformes; Hemiscylliidae
Product: cholesterol 7-desaturase nvd
Exons: 7
Coding region: 128-1381 (417 amino acids)
Biological process (GO): cholesterol metabolic process; chlorophyll biosynthetic process
Cellular component (GO): chloroplast
Molecular function (GO): 2 iron, 2 sulfur cluster binding; chlorophyllide a oxygenase activity
Source: RefSeq, a predicted model, not a curated record